AUCAUACCCGAUCAGAUAUAUCGCUAGUCGAUCGGUAGCCAGUCUCGAUCAUAUUACGCCGUACUGGAUGUUCUGCUGAAGGUUGUGAAAGGGUAGAAGAUCGUAAAGAAACAUGGGGAAGCACUUUGGUGAAUUAGCAAAGGUGCGUGGAAUCAUACAUUAUAGGCUGUCACCCUUUGAACAGCGAGCAUUUGCUGGAAUUUUAAGUGGUGGGCUGCCCAACCUUUUUAACAGGAUACGAGAUAACAUCUUCAGAGUUGCACCACCCUUCAUCAUUGGUUAUCUGGUGUAUGACUUUGUGGAGAAGAAACAUCUGGAAACGUUGAAGAAGAACCCAGCUGACUUUGAAAAUGACGAAUAAUUAUGAUUUUACUUGUAGGCACUUGUAUUAAAGCUUGUAAAUAUUAGCACAAUAAAAAUCUAAAAUGCUGA
Molecule: messenger RNA, 432 nt
Organism: Schistocerca cancellata (South American locust)
Lineage: Eukaryota; Metazoa; Arthropoda; Insecta; Orthoptera; Acrididae
Gene: UQCR-Q
Product: cytochrome b-c1 complex subunit 8
Exons: 3
Coding region: 113-361 (82 amino acids)
Biological process (GO): mitochondrial electron transport, ubiquinol to cytochrome c
Source: RefSeq, a predicted model, not a curated record